UUUGUGUAUUGCCAGGUCUGCUGUGAGCCUUUCCACAAGUUCUGCUUGGAGGAGAGCGAGCGGCCCCUGGAAGAGCAGCUGGAGAACUGGUGCUGCCGUCGCUGCAAGUUCUGCCACGUGUGUGGGAGACAGCACCAGGCCACCAAGUGCCUGGGCCCCAACUACCCGACGAAACCCACCAAGAAGAAGAAAGUUUGGAUAUGUACCAAAUGUGUCCGCUGCAAGAGCUGCGGCUCCACCACGCCGGGCAAGGGCUGGGACGCGCAGUGGUCUCACGACUUCUCGCUGUGCCACGACUGUGCCAAACUCUUCGCUAAAGGAAACUUUUGUCCUCUCUGCGACAAGUGCUACGAUGACGACGACUACGAGAGUAAGAUGAUGCAGUGCGGGAAAUGCGACCGCUGGGUCCACUCCAAGUGCGAAAACCUUUCCGAUGAAAUGUAUGAGAUCCUCUCCAACUUGCCCGAGAGCGUGGCGUACACCUGCAUUAACUGCACGGAGCAGCACCCCGCCGAGUGGCGCCUGGCGCUGGAGAAGGAGCUGCAGGUCUCCUUACGGCAGGUUUUAACAGCCCUGCUGAAUUCCAGGACCACUAGCCACCUCCUGCGGUACCGACAGGCAGCAAAACCACCGGAUUUAAAUCCCGAGACAGAAGAGAGUAUCCCAUCCAGAAGCUCUCCUGAAGGCCCCGAUCCGCCGGUUCUCACGGAAGUCAGCAAACAGGAGGAGCAGCAGCCCCUGGAUCUGGAAGGGGUGAAAAGGAAAAUGGAUCAAGGGGGUUACACCUCUGUGCUGGACUUCAGCGAUGAUAUUGUGAAGAUCAUCCAGGCAGCCAUCAAUUCCGACGGAGGGCAGCCGGAAGUCAAGAAAGCCAAUAGCAUGGUCAAGUCCUUCUUUAUUCGGCAAAUGGAGCGCGUUUUUCCAUGGUUCAGUGUAAAAAAGUCCAGGUUUUGGGAGCCAAAUAAAGUAACGAGCAACAGCGGUAUGUUGCCGAACGCGGUGCUGCCCCCCUCGCUUGACCAUAACUACGCUCAGUGGCAGGAGCGGGAAGAGAACAACCGCACUGAACAGCCUCCUCUCAUGAAGAAAAUCAUUCCAGCCCCGAAACCCAAAGGGCCCGGAGAGCCGGAUUCCCCCACUCCUCUGCAUCCUCCGACACCACCUAUCCCAGGUAAGGACACGGAUUGUGGUAUGGCUGGCCCCAGGCCCGGAGCGCUUCCCUUUCCCCCAGAGGAAGGGCGGUGUGAAGGCUGGUGCGCCUUGUGCCUCGCCAUGGCUGACGGAACGUCUCCCGCCCCGUAGGACGCCGGGCGCCUUCUCUACAUCGGGCAGAACGAGUGGACGCACGUGAACUGCGCGCUGUGGUCAGCGGAGGUGUUUGAGGAUGACGAUGGGUCUCUGAAGAACGUGCACAUGGCUGUGAUCAGGGGGAAGCAGCUGCGCUGCGAGUUCUGCCAGAAGUCGGGCGCCACGGUCGGCUGCUGCCUCACUUCCUGCACCAGCAACUACCACUUCAUGUGCUCGCGAGCCAAGAAGGUUUACUGCCAGAGGCACCGCGACCUCAUCAAAGGAGAGGUGGUUCCCGAGAAUGGCUUCGAAGUCCUCAGGAGAGUGUUUGUGGACUUUGAAGGGAUCAGUUUGAGAAGAAAAUUCCUUAGUGGCCUGGAACCGGAGAACAUCCACAUGAUGAUUGGGUCGAUGACCAUAGACUGCCUGGGAAUUCUGAACGACCUCUCGGACUGCGAAGACAAGUUGUUUCCCAUCGGCUAUCAGUGCUCCAGGGUGUACUGGAGCACGACGGAUGCCCGGAAGCGCUGUGUGUACACCUGCAGGAUCAUGGAGUGCCGGCCUCCGGUCAUAGAACCUGACAUCAACAGCACCGUAGAGCACGAUGACAACAGGACAAUUGCCCACAGCCCCGUUCCCCUCACAGAAACACUCCCUAAAGACAGCCGGAGUACACCCGAAAUUGUCAACCCACCGUCCCCUGAUCGUCCCUUGCACUCCCAGACCUCGAGUUCCUGUUACUACCCAGCAGUCCCGAAGGGUCCCAGGAUCCGGACGCCAAGUUACCCGUCGGCACAGAGGUCGCCCGGCUCUCGGCCGUUGCCCUCUGCAGGAAGCCCAACCCCAGUGACCCAUGAAAUAGUGACAGUGGGAGACCCUUUACUGUCCUCUGGGCUGAAGAGCAUCGGCUCCAGGAGACACAGCACCUCCUCUUUGUCACAGCAGCAGUCAAAGCUCCGGAUGAUCUCCCCUCCGCGAGCCGGGAGCGCUUACUCCAGGCACAGCGCGUGCGCCCUUCCCGGCACGGGCCCCUCUGCAGAACACGAACCCAGCGUCAGGAGCGGCGAUAAAACUUACCAGCGGGAUGCGUCUCCGCCGCCGGAAGGCAGGCAUUCUGGCAGUUUGGAUGCGGUAGCCAAAGGCGCCCCUCCUAAGGGAGAGAAGGUGAAAGCGCCAACCUCAAAGGACUCCGAUUAUUCCGCUCACGGCUUUGCUCCUGGGGGAAACUCCAAAACAUCCUCCCAGCCAGCUUGCCCAUCGGGCACCGAAACCAGUGUCAAAGCGGGAACCUUUCAGGAAUGUUCGGGAUCGUUUUCUUCCAAAGAAGCGGUACCAUUCCCCCCUUUGCUCCAGAGAGGCCUGAGGAAGGAGAGAGACCAGCACGGGGAACACGGACUGCUGGAGAAAGCCGUUGCGGCGGGUGAGGGGGGUGCGAAGAGCCUGAAGUCUGCCGGAGCGAACAGCAGAUCCCCGGCAGCCGGCGAGCAGGGAGCUGCUGCCCCCCGGGACCGGCGGCAGAAGGGGAAGAAGCUGGUGAAGGACAGCUUUAAAGAGAAGCAUUCCCUGAAAUCUCUUACGGACUCAGGUCAGGGAGCGGGAGGCGACGAAGGGAACCCGAAUCCGGAAUUCGGCAGUCAGGGUUUGGCAACUGAACAGGGUAUCCAGAGGCUGUGUAACAGCGCUGAACUGGCCGCGCUGGCAGAGCCCUCCGCAGCUACCAAGAGCCCGGAAGCCAGCCCUGCAGUUCAGGGAAGCCCAAACGAAGCGCCGGCGCAGGACCCGCAGAACAACGCCUACGAAAACUUGCCGGGUCAAGACGCCACCUUGAUGCUCCAGGAUGGAGCGAAAGCUCAGGAAGAAGGCUCCUACAAGCGGAGGUAUCCACGGAGAAGCGCUCGGGCCAGAUCCAACAUGUUCUUUGGGUUGACCCCCCUGUACGGCGUGAGGUCUUACGGAGAGGAGGACCUUCCCUUCUACAGUAACUCCACGGGGAAGAAGCGAGGGAAGCGCUCUGCAGAAGGACAAGUGGACGGCGCGGAUGACUUGAGCACGUCGGAUGAAGACGACUUGUACUACUACAACUUCACGCGGACGGUGGUUUCCUCCGGCGCGGAGGAGAGGCUCGCCUCCCAUAGCUUGUUCAGGGAGGAGGAGCAGUGCGAUCUCCCGAAGAUCUCCCAGCUGGACGGCGUGGAUGAUGGAACCGAGAGCGACACGAGCGUCACAGCAUCGACGAGGAAAGUCAGCCAGGUGACCAAGAGGAGCGGUAAAGAGAACGGCACGGAGAACCUGAAGCUGGACAGAACCGAAGAGGCCGGCGAGAAGGUCCAAGUGAGCAAGAGCUCGGGCGUCCACAAAAGCGACCCGAAGCUGGAGAACUGCCACCCGGCCAGCAGGGCCAAAGGCCAAGCUCCGGACUCGUUGGAAGCGCAGCUGAGCUCGCUGGAGACGGGCCGCAGGGCGCACGCCAGCACCCCUUCCGACAAGAACCUGCUGGACACCUUUAACACGGAGCUUCUGAAGUCUGACUCCGACAACAACAACAGCGACGACUGCGGGAACAUCCUCCCUUCCGACAUCAUGGACUUCGUCCUGAAGAACACGCCGUCGAUGCAGGCGCUGGGAGAGAGCCCGGAGUCGUCCUCUUCGGAGCUUCUGACGCUGGGGGAAGGUUUGGGUCUCGACAGCAACCGCGGCAAGGAUAUGGGCUUGUUCGAGGUGUUCUCCCAGCAGCUGCCGACGGCCGAGCCGGUGGACAGCAGCGUCUCCUCCUCCAUCUCGGCAGAGGAACAGUUCGAGUUGCCGCUGGAGCUGCCGUCCGACCUCUCCGUUCUGACCACUCGCACCCUACCCAGCCAAAACCACGGCCGGCUCGCCGUCAUCUCCGAGUCGUCGCUCUCCUCCUCAGGAGAGAGGUCCAUCCUGGCCUUGCCGUCCACGGAGCCUGCGGAGAAGAGGGUGACGGUCACCGAAAAAUCCGCCUCGGGGGACGGCGACGCGGCCCUGCUGAGUCCGGGCGUGGACCCGAGCCCCGAGGGACACAUGACUCCCGAUCACUUCAUCCAGGGCCACAUCGACGCGGAGCACAUCGCCAGCCCGCCCUGCGGCCCCGUCGAGCAGGCCCACGGCAGCAACCAGGAUUUGACGCGCAACAGCGGCACGCCGGGCAUCCAGGUGCCGGUGUCGCCCACCGUUCCCCUGCCGAGCCAGAAGGACCACCUCAAGCCGGCCGCAGAGAAGCUCCUGGUGGUCAACCAGAACAUGCAGCCGCUGUACGUCCUCCAGACUCUCCCCAACGGCAUGACGCAGAAGAUACAGCUGACGCCCUCCGUCAGCUCCGCGCAGAGCGUGAUGGAGACCAGCGCUUCCGUCCUGGGGCCCAUGGGGAGCGGGCUCACGCUGACCGCGGGGCUAAACCCCAGCCUGCCCUCCUCCCAGUCCUUAUUCCCGCCGGCGAGCAAGGGGCUGCUGCCCAUGUCCCACCACCAGCACAUC
Messenger RNA from Eurypyga helias (sunbittern), 4782 nucleotides. RefSeq names its product lysine (K)-specific methyltransferase 2A (gene KMT2A). The transcript is spliced from 20 exons. NCBI's taxonomy places the organism in Eukaryota, Metazoa, Chordata, Aves, Eurypygiformes, Eurypygidae. The annotation marks the transcript as partial. Gene Ontology annotation, biological process: positive regulation of DNA-templated transcription. Gene Ontology annotation, molecular function: histone H3K4 methyltransferase activity; protein binding. The record is from RefSeq and is a predicted model, not a curated record. Gene Ontology annotation, cellular component: histone methyltransferase complex; nucleus.